AUUUCUCAGCACCUCACACUGACUUCUGGGAUGCGAGCAGCAGCGUUUCGCAGCCAAUGUCUGUCUAUCGCAUGACAAGUGACCCGGCUGCAGCGUAUCAGCGGGGACAGAGAGAGGCUGCGACCUGCUGCUGUCUCAGUUUGGUUUCGGCGAGGCGCGACAAAUGGCAGGCUGCGGGGGCUUCUUCUUCUCUCUCCUCAACUACAAGACAGAGAAAUAUGUCAUUGCCGAAAACAGGAAAAUCGGGCUUUUGUUUCGGCUCUAUCAGCUGGCGGUGCUCGGAUACAUAAUCGGAUGGGUGUUUGUGAUGAAGAAAGGGUACCAAGAGAGGGAGGAUGCAAUCCAGACUUCAGUCAUCACCAAGCUCAAAGGCGUGUCUCUGACCAACUCCUCGGACACAGGACCUUACCUGUGGAGCGCAGAGGAUUACGUCAUACCUCCAAAUGGUGAGCAGGUGUUUUUUGUAGUAACAAAUUACAUAAAGACCCCGAAUCAGAGGCUGGGCUUCUGUGCUGAGAGUUUUAAGGUACCAGAUGGACGAUGUCGGAGCGACGACGACUGCCCUGAGGGGGAAAGUGUGACAGCUGGACAUGGAAUAAAGACGGGCUUGUGUUUGAACAGCACAGGGACCUGUGAGCUUCACGCUUGGUGUCCUAUCGAAAACAGUCGGAGGCCAACAGAGCCAUUACUGAGGGAAGCAGAAAACUUCACCAUCUACAUCAAGAACUUCAUCCGGUUCCCCAAGUUUGAUUUCUCAAAGUCAAAUGUCCUUGAAACAUCUGAUGAGGGCUACCUAAAGAGAUGCUUCUAUGAUAUAGAGAACCAUCCCUACUGCCCCAUCUUCCGCCUCAGAGAUCUGGUCAGCAGAACGGGGCAUGACUUCCAGGAGAUGGCUGUUAAGGGCGGCUCUAUCGGUAUUCUCAUCGAGUGGAACUGCGACCUGGAUAAGGACUCGUCAGAGUGUAAUCCACAGUACAGCUUCACCCGUUUGGACAUGAACUUAAACAACUCUGUUACAUCAGGAUACAACUUCAGACAUGCGAGAUAUUACAAAGAUCAAAACGGUGAAACUUUUCGCACACUGUACAAAGUGUUUGGGAUUCGAUUUGACAUCAUGAUCAAUGGGAAGGCUGGGAAAUUCAACAUCGUUCCUACAAUAAUUGCGUUUGGCUCAGGUGUUGCCCUGAUGGGUAUCGGAGCCUUUGUGUGUGAUAUGAUACUUCUCUACAUGAUGAACACAAGCUCCUACUACCGAGAGAGGAAAUUUGAAAUAAUCAACUUUAAAAGAGAGGAAAAUAAACAGAAGGACGAUAAAGCAAGCAACCGGGAUAGGAGAUCCAGAAAAGCCGGCGUGGACAAAGAUGCAGCCAACUCUAUCAAAAAACCGGAGGAAACUGAACUAACGGUGGAGACGUCUGCUCCUGAGGAGAGCCACGCGGAGAAACGGGGUCCCACCGUUCCACGCAACACGGGGCAGCGAUACUCAGCUGUCCAGUCCAAACAAGGCGCGGCGCCAAAGCAUCACAUCAGUUUCUCUUCGCACAACUAGCAUGGGGGGCAACUGAAGACUACUGGACUGCAGACGUCUCUUUAACGCUGCGGAAGGUGGAUCCCAGUGUCAGACUGACGUCUGCUGAUGGCCCGGUCCCUGACUGAUGCGCUGAAGGAGGGAAAUCUCAAAUAUUCUGCAGCACGAGGGACCAGGCAGUCAAAGGAGGAGGGUGAUCGUUAUGUUCAAUGAGUUAAACUAAAACUUUGUCAAGAGUUGAAUGUCUAUCAAGACUUAAAGCGUCACUGACAAGAAUCGCUAAAUACGUAGAUGUGGGGCAGGCUAGUGAGGGCCGAGGGUUUGAAAAUGACUGCGUGAAUGGAGAUGGUGCCAAAGGGCGCGAGUGGUGUCAUUAAAGGGCCUGUUUGUAAAGUUGCAUGACAAAUAGCGUCACUGUUACAUCUGUAUACUCCAAAGGCUUGGCAGUCGUACGAUGCAAGCACCCAACCUCAUAUCAAACGUACAUUUGUGUCGAUAAUGUGACUGUCGGAUGUUGCGACCUGUAAAAUAAUCGUCCAACUUGUAAAGUCAACACUUCCUUUGGUAGCUGUUUCACAAAAACUGAAUCACUUUAAUUUACAUCACUGGUCUUACGAGAAGCAAAUCCACUAUGGGAUAUCGGGGCCAUUGCAGAUAGAAAAAACUCACAUUUUGAAACUAAUCUUAAACAUUUUACAAAAAAAAGAAAUAAAUCAAUAACUUUAAUAAUUAAAAAGUAACUUGAGUUUCAAAAGUUACAAAUUUUUGACUUUUGAAACUAAAGUUUAUUUCCAGAAAACUUGAGUUUUUUUUAGGCAGAAAUAUCCUUUUAUUUUUUUACUCUACAAUAAUCCAUUGUACAAACCUGAUUAUUUUCUGCUGGAUUUUUCUUUUGUCAAGAUUGCAAUUUGUUACAGUAAAACAAUGACCCUUGUGAAUAUCCUUAAGCUUUUCUUAAAACUAAGCCAUUUGAGUAAAAUGUGAACAUUUUUGAGCGGAAGAUGUAGAAAUAGAAAAGGUCAGGGUACAACGCCAUGAUUUGUAACAGACGUGUCAAAGAUGCUUUUGGAAGCAAUAUGUAAAAAAAAA
Messenger RNA from Xiphophorus hellerii (green swordtail), 2617 nucleotides. It is a transcript of the gene p2rx5, whose product is annotated as purinergic receptor P2X, ligand-gated ion channel, 5. Bases 164 to 1549 code for a protein of 461 amino acids. The transcript has 12 exons. Gene Ontology annotation, cellular component: plasma membrane. The record is from RefSeq and is a predicted model, not a curated record. Gene Ontology annotation, molecular function: extracellularly ATP-gated monoatomic cation channel activity; purinergic nucleotide receptor activity. NCBI's taxonomy places the organism in Eukaryota, Metazoa, Chordata, Actinopteri, Cyprinodontiformes, Poeciliidae. Gene Ontology annotation, biological process: response to ATP; calcium ion transmembrane transport.